UCAUACCAUUGCGUGCGGGUGGCUGGAAAUAACCCCGACCUCCGUGACAUCCCCUGGGUGCUUGACGGCGGCGGCAGCAGCAGCUGGUGGUCAUCUCAUGCUCCCCGCCUCCUGUCUGGCCUCUCAGACCACAGGGACGCGAGCACGACGUGGAGGAGAAAGAGGAAGGGUGCCUGCGGAGAGGGGGCUCGUGCCUGUCCUGCUGUGGUGACGCACAUGCGUUACAAAGGGCGAGUCUUGAUCCCCCUCACUCCCCAAGAAGAAGCCAUGUGCCCCGGUGCCUCUCCAGAAGCUUUACUCAACAGCACCCUCACGACCCACCUCCUUCCUGCCCUCUACUCUGUGGUGCUGCUCGUAGGGCUGCCGGCCAAUGCUCUGGCGUUCUGGGUCCUGGUGACCAACUUCAGGAGAUGUUCCAGCAGCCUCUUCCUGCUCAAUCUGGCCAGUGCUGAUCUGCUCUUCGUGCUCCUGCUGCCCUUCAGGAUCUCCUACCACCUCUUGGGCAAUAACUGGCUCUUUGGGGACUACCUGUGCCGCACCAUGGUGGCCUUCUUCUACGGGAACAUGUACAGCUCCAUCUUCUUCCUUACCUGCAUUGGCUUGGAGCGCUACAUCUCUGUAGUGCACCCAUUCCUGUGGAAGGGCUCCAGUUGGAUGUGGGGCAAGGCAGCCAUCUGUGUGGGUAUCUGGCUGCUGGUGGGGCUGGGCAUGAGCCCUCUGCUGUUGCACACCCAGACAAUGCACAUCUCAAGCCUGAACAUCACAACAUGCCAUGAUGUCCUAGGAAAGAAUGAUCAUGUGUUCUUCGCCUACUAUUUCCUCUACCUGAUGGGGCUGGGCUUUGGCUUGCCCUUUGUGCUCAUUACUAUCUCCUACAGCUGCAUCCUGGCACGGCUGAUGGCCAAGGGGAGACACUAUAGGCAGGUAGUGUGUGUCCUGGCUCUGGUCCUCCUGGUCUUCAUCCUCUGCUUCACCCCCAGCAAUGUGUUGCUCUUCAUUCACUACAUAGUGGAGGUCACAGGGUGCCACAACUCCAUCUACAUCUGGUACAUCCUGGCCCUGCCAAUUGGUGCCUUCAACAACUGCUUUGAUCCCUUUGUCUACUUCUACAUGUCCAAGGAUUUUCGGGCCUGGGUCCGGGAAGCAGGCAGCUGCUGCCUGGGAGGGCUCAAAACCUCAUCAGGGAGGGCCUUAGAGAAGGCAGCCAUGCCAUUGAGGCCCAGCGAGCAGAGCCAGCUGGAGGCAGGGCUAGGGGAUGCUAGGCUGUAA
This is a messenger RNA of Mesitornis unicolor (brown roatelo), 1269 nucleotides long. RefSeq names its product proteinase-activated receptor 3-like. Gene Ontology annotation, cellular component: membrane. Gene Ontology annotation, molecular function: thrombin-activated receptor activity. The record is from RefSeq and is a predicted model, not a curated record. The annotation marks the transcript as partial. Gene Ontology annotation, biological process: blood coagulation; positive regulation of Rho protein signal transduction; phospholipase C-activating G protein-coupled receptor signaling pathway. The transcript has 2 exons. NCBI's taxonomy places the organism in Eukaryota, Metazoa, Chordata, Aves, Mesitornithiformes, Mesitornithidae.